This is a messenger RNA of Blumeria graminis f. sp. triticale, 582 nucleotides long. The record is from the annotation of a GenBank genome assembly. Lineage: Eukaryota; Fungi; Ascomycota; Leotiomycetes; Helotiales; Erysiphaceae.
AUGACGGCAGCGAACAAACGACAACGCUUGGUUGGCCAAUUGAGUACCCAUAUCCCAAGUGGUUUAACUCGUCAGCCAUCCCACGGCCCUAGCACCCCUAAGAUACCUACACCUGUACCAGCUACUAGAGCAAUAAGUACUGGCCCACGUUCACAAAUUAGGCCUGGUCCAAAAAAAUCCAUAAAUCCAACGAGUAAACAUUCUGGAAUCACGCGGAAGCUCAAAAAGAGCAGCCUUAGUCGUGUUAAACGGACAAGCAACAAAAAUUCGCCAUCUUCAACGAAUGAUAGUGAGCUAAGCGAUGCAGAUUCUGGCUCUGUUGACGAUGAAGAUGAAACGCAGCUCCCAAAACGCAAUCAUGAAAAUGAGGCAGACGAAGAAUUGGUUGAAAUGGAAGAUGAUGAUGGAGCCGAUGACCGCAAAUACUGCACCUGUCAAAGUGUUAGUUACGGAGAUAUGGUGGCUUGUGAUAACCCCGGAUGUGAAUUUGAGUGGUUUCAUUGGUCUUGUGUUGGAUUGAAGAGUGAGCCUCUAGGGACAUGGAUUUGUGCUGCCUGUAGAGCUGCUGGAUUUAAGACAUAA